Molecule: messenger RNA, 1776 nt
Organism: Dentiscutata erythropus
Lineage: Eukaryota; Fungi; Glomeromycota; Glomeromycetes; Diversisporales; Gigasporaceae
Source: the annotation of a GenBank genome assembly
AUGACCGAAAAAAUUAAUGAUAUCGAAAAUGAUGAAAAUUCGAAAAAAGGAAUACAUGACUAUUUAGAACGACUGGAAACGGAUUUAAAACAACACGGUGUAAAAAAAUACGAUUACUCGCAAUUUAAUGCUCUCGAAAUUGUCGGAAGUGGUGGAUUCGCAACUGUAUAUUCUGCCAUUUUUCAAGGGAAAAAAUAUGCAUUAAAAAGUGUGCCUACUAAAAUUGAUAAUAAUUAUUUGAUUAUUGAUAAAAUCGUUGAAAAAUACAAAAUCAAUAUUCAUAAUUAUAAUGAAUUUACAAAUUGUGUAAAGAUUGGUGAGGGUGGAUAUGGCUGGGUUGAAAAGGCUGUGUGGAAAGCUCGUGGGUCAAUGUAUGCCUUGAAAAGUCUCAAAAUUAAAAAUAAUUCAAGUGAAAUCCUUAUCAGGAAAUUUGCUAAAGAGUUAAGUGAUGCCAAAUCUUCGAACAAACAACUAGACUUACAAAAUCUCUCAAAACCAGAUACUUGUGAAUACAAUAUGGAAAGCUAUGAUUAUUCGAAAUUUAGUAAUUUACAACCCAUUAAACAAGGAACAAAAGCACGUGUUUUUUCAGCCGUUUUUCAGGGAAAAAUGUAUGCGUUAAAAUGCACGAACAGAAAUUCUCAUUUAGAUGAUAGAACACUAAAAAUGUUUAAAAUCUCCGAUCAUCCUAAUAUUAUUAAAUUUUAUGGAGUCUCUAAAGAUCCACAAACUAAUAAUAUUAUAACAGUGUUACAAUUAGCUAGCAAUGGAAACCUACAAGACUACUUAAAGGGAAAACAACAAAAUGGAGUUUUUAAAAUUUCAUGGGAUAACAUUAAACGAAUCGCAAAGGAAAUAGCUUUUGGUUUAAAUCAUUUGCAUGUUAACGAGAUUGCUCAUCGGAAUCUAGAUGUCGUUGGCACUUAUAUUGCGAAGGGUCUUCGGGAAAGUAUAAUUUCAAAUACACCACAGAAUUAUGCAGAUCUUUACAUGAAAUGUUGGUCUUCUGAUCCGGACCAACGUCCACCACUGUAUAAAAUUCUAAAUAUUCUUAUUGAAAUAUCAAAAAUGGCUGAUGGAUCUAAAUACAUUACAAAUUAUAUUUUUGAAAGCGAACAUUUUAAGAAUUAUAAUAAGAAAACAACUUACACUGAUAUAAAAAAUUUUUGUAAUGGCUUGCAUCUUACGUCAGAUACGAUUUAUUCACCAGACUAUAUAAAUGAAUCAGAUACGAAUAACAAAUUACUUAACAAUUUACUAAGAACUCCAAAAAAUGUAUUUAUUAAUCUUAACAAAAAUCAUAAUCUCAAUUCAGACUUUCAGUGUCUUCUUGGCUUUUUUAAUCUGACGGGAAUUGGAACUGAAACAUAUUUUAAUGCGGCAUUCAAACUAUUUGAAAAGAUAGCAUAUGAAAAUAAUGCAAUAGGAAAAUUUUACCUUGGAGAGUGUUUUAUGUUUGGCUACGGGACUAAGAAAGAUUUAAAUAAAGCUAUUGAAUGGUACCAAAAAGCAUGUAGAGGAUGUGCAAGAUCUAAUAAUGUUUUAGGAAAUUGGUAUGAACAUGGAAUAAUAGUAGAAAAAUGUGAAGAAAAGGCCUUUGAGCAUUAUCGAAAGAGCGCUGAUUAUAAUAAUCCGCUUGGUCAGUUUAAUCUUGCAAGAUGUUAUGAGGAGGGAAUAGGAGUGAUAAAGAAUUUAAGGUUGGCAAAACAUUGGUAUGAAAAAGCAGCAAAUGAUGGUCAUAAAGAUGCUAUAAAUCAGCUGAAUAAUCUUGUGCCA